Molecule: messenger RNA, 1590 nt
Organism: Procambarus clarkii (red swamp crayfish)
Lineage: Eukaryota; Metazoa; Arthropoda; Malacostraca; Decapoda; Cambaridae
Product: ribosome-binding protein 1-like
Source: RefSeq, a predicted model, not a curated record
AUGGAGGCAGCAGGUGGAUGGCAGUCACAGGAGCGGAAGGCAGCAGGUGGAUGGCAGUCACAGGAGCGGAAGGGAUGGCAGUCACAGGAGCGGAAGGCAGCAGGUGGAUGGCAGUCACAGGAGCGGGAGGCAGCAGGUGGAUGGCAGUCACAGGAGCGGAAGGCAGCAGGUGGAUGGCAGUCACAGGAGCGGGAGGCAGCAGGUGGACGGCAGUCACAGGAGCGGAAGGCAGCAGGUGGAUGGCAGUCACAGGAGCGGGAGGCAGCAGGUGGAUGGCAGUCACAGGAGCGAAAGCCAGCAGGUGGAUGGCAGUCACAGGAGCGGGAGGCAGCAGGUGGACGGCAGUCACAGGAGCGGAAGGCAGCAGGUGGAUGGCAGUCACAGGAGCGGGAGGCAGCAGGUGGAUGGCAGUCACAGGAGCGGAAGCCAGCAGGUGGAUGGCAGUCACAGGAGCGGAAGGCAGCAUGGCAGUCACAGGAGCGGGAGGCAGCAGGUGGAUGGCAGUCACAGGAGCGGGAGGCAGCAGGUGGAUGGCAGUCACAGGAGCGGAAGGCAGCAGGUGGAUGGCAGUCACAGGAGCGGAAGGCAGCAGGUGGAUGGCAGUCACAGGAGCGGAAGGCAGCAGGUGGAUGGCAGUCACAGGAGUCACGGAGCGGGAGGCAGCAGGCAGUCACAGGAGCGGAAGGCAGCAGGUGGAUGGCAGUCACAGGAGCGGGAGGCAGAUGGCAGUCACAGGAGCGGAAGGCAGCAGGUGGAUGGCAGCAGUCACAGGAGCGGAAGGCAGCAGGUGGAUGGCAGUCACAGGAGCGGAAGGCAGCAGGUGGAUGGCAGUCACAGGAGCGGGAGGCAGCAGGUGGAUGGCAGUCACAGGAGCGGGAGGCAGCAGGUGGAUGGCAGUCACAGGAGCGGAAGGCAGCAGGUGGAUGGCAGUCACAGGAGCGGAAGGAAGCAGGUGGAUGGCAGUCACAGGAGCGGGAGGCAGCAGGUGGAUGGCAGUCACAGGAGCGGGAGGCAGCAGGUGGACAGCAGUCACAGGAGCGGAAGGCAGCAGGUGGAUGGCAGUCACAGGAGCGGAAGGCAGCAGGUGGACGGCAGUCACAGGAGCGGAAGGCAGCAGGUGGAUGGCAGUCACAGGAGCGGAAGGCAGCAGGUGGAUGGCAGUCACAGGAGCGGAAGGCAGCAGGUGGAUGGCAGUCACAGGAGCGGGAGGCAGCAGGUGGAUGGCAGUCACAGGAGCGGGAGGCAGCAGGUGGACGGCAGUCACAGGAGCGGAAGGCAGCAGGUGGAUGGCAGUCACAGGAGCGGAAGGCAGCAGGUGGAUGGCAGUCACAGGAGCGGAAGGCAGCAGGUGGAUGGCAGUCACAGGAGCGGGAGGCAGCAGGUGGACGGCAGUCACAGGAGCGGGAGGCAGCAGGUGGAUGGCAGUCACAGGAGCGGGAGGCAGCAGGUGGACGGCAGUCACAGGAGCGGGAGGCAGCGAGUCUUCCACAUCCCUUAACUGCACUUGAUAAUUUUGUCGACCCUUCUCUUGAGUCCAAAACUUUCAGUACAAAACCUAUUGACAAAUACCUUCAGUGUUGUUUAUUAUAA